Molecule: messenger RNA, 280 nt
Organism: Pelobates cultripes (western spadefoot toad)
Lineage: Eukaryota; Metazoa; Chordata; Amphibia; Anura; Pelobatidae
Source: the annotation of a GenBank genome assembly
CAAAAACCGGCAUACACCACCACUCCAAACCGGGUCCACCGACCCACUGAAUCCUCACCGAGCCCUCCCUCCACUUCGUCCACUUCGAUCUUCACCAAGCCGGACCACGCUCACAAAACGGCACGGAGCGGCAUUGCUUGCUCUCGUCUCCGCGUCCUCUCUCCUCAACCUCCCUCCGGACACGCCCACCUAAAGCACGUGCGGCGUCUCACGUCAUCACGUCCCCAGGCACCAAAAGCUAUGGCUACACCACUUAACGCUUCGGCUCCUCACCCCACUG